CGGCGGUACUACCGGCGAGAAGGGAGGCUGGCGGUGAGGGCGGCCUGCGAGGACAACGUAUACGCGCCCGUGCCGCUGGAUCUGGAUUCAGGGCGGCCGGAUCUGGCGCCUGACAGGCCCCAUGGCCGAGGGUCGGAGGAGCACCGCGGCGACGGCGAGGGUGAAGGCAUCGCAGAGGAGCCGGCACACGCAUCCGCAGCCCACCGGAACACUAGCUGACGCACGCGAUCCCGCAGCGAAACCGCCGGGUCCCUCCGCCUGCAGGAUCCUCAUCCACGCGCGGGGGCGGGUGGGAGAGCAGCGAGCUAUCCCCCGGUCUCCAUGGGCAACCUCGCGUCGUGCACGAUGCCGGCGCCGGCCGGGAGCGGGCGGGGCGCCCGGGUUGUGCUCCCCGACGGGCUGGUGCGGCAGGUGCCGCUGCCGGCGAUGGCGGCCGAGCUCAUCCUCGAGGCGGCGGGCCACUUCCUUGCGGACGCGCGCGCGCUGCGGCCCGGGCGGCGGAUGGAGACGCUCACGGCGGACGAGGCCCUCCUGCGCGGGGGUCUCGACGCCGCGCUCCCCAUGAAGCGCCUCCGUGCGUGCGUAGCGCCCGCCGACGUCGCGCGCCUGGCGGCCGCGGUGGUCGCCAGCGGGGAGAAUGCGCGGGCGGCGAGGAGGAGAUUGCGGCCGGGGUCGUCUCCCGCCGCCACGGCCAAGGUGGCCGCCGUUGUCGCGCCGCUCGAGGUCGAGGCCUAGCUCCGGGUGGCGCGGCGUCGCGAGACGUGGCCGCGCUCGGCGCGACGGCGCGCUCGGCCCGUCGCGCCGACGGGAGCCGUGGCGAAAUCCGCCUCGCCGCGGUGGUGCGGGUCGCGGUGGCGGCGGCGGCGCGGGGUGGAGGGGGCGGG
Molecule: messenger RNA, 884 nt
Organism: Panicum virgatum (switchgrass)
Lineage: Eukaryota; Viridiplantae; Streptophyta; Magnoliopsida; Poales; Poaceae
Exons: 1
Coding region: 322-735 (137 amino acids)
Source: RefSeq, a predicted model, not a curated record